UAUCCUGGCGGUAUUCACGCCUGCUCUGGCCGCUGCCUUCUCCAGGUGAUUGUGCACACCUGUUGACUAAAGGCGCAGAGGCGCGUUAUGCUUCGCUAGCUUACAUCACGACAUGUGUCAUCGAGUAGACAGGCAGCGGACAUGAAGCUCAUGGCUGGUUACUCAUCAGACAGAUCUCAAGAUUUGGAAAUGUGGUGUAACUGCUGUUUCGGGUGUUGAAUGUCCAGCCAUGUGACCAUGGAUUGGUCCAUACGCUGGGUGUAUGUGAUCCUUGUGUUGACCUGCGUGGAGUACAUCGGGACGGAGAGUGAAGCAGAUUGUAAAACCUGGAACGUUUGGCUGGCAAUGCCAGUUUUCCUGUGCCUGUCGCCGUGGAUCCUGUGAUGCAACCACAGGCUACUGUGAGGCCGGCUGCCGUGCAGGCCGAUAUGGAGUCGGUUGUCAGCUAGAUUCUACGUGUAUGUAUGACCGGUAUGGAGUUAACUACACCGGAGACGUCAACUCUGCGAGCAGAGGAAGAACAUGUUUGCCGUGGUCCGAUGUCCUACAGCAAGGCUACACUAGAGAGGAGUUCCCUGUUGGCGAUGAGCCCCACAACUACUGCAGGAACCCAAGGACUCCACACGGAAACUAUGCAGCCCAGCCCUGGUGCUACAUAGCAAACGGUGCUGCCAGAUCCUUUGCUGUCUGUGAUCUCAUCGUCGCAUGUGAGUGUCCAGUGGGCCUGUUCGGCCAGGCGUGUGAAUCGUUCUGUCACUGUAAGGAUACCCAGAGCGGUUGUGACAAGGUCACGGGUUUAUGCGCGUCAGGGUGUGCCGCUGGCUGGACAGGGAUGGACUGUCAAGCAGAAUGCGUCAGUGGAAAGUACGGCGUUGGGUGCACAGAAACCUGUGGACACUGCUAUGGACGCUCGUGCGACCACGUGACUGGGGAAUGCCCUGGGGGUUGUACGGAGGGCUACCAGGGACAGAAAUGUCUUCAAGAGUGUACACGUAACUGGUAUGGACGGAACUGCAGCCAGAGGUGUGGGAAUUGUUCUCACGAGGAGCCUUGUCAUCAGAAGACUGGCAGCUGCUUCCGGGGAUGCGCAGAGGGCUACAUGGGAGAUAAGUGUAUACAGACAUGUCCUCCAGGGAGAUACGGACGUCAGUGUACGCAUGUCUGUGACCCCUGCCCUUCAUACACCUGGUGUCAUCACGUGACUGGCGAAUGCAUCAGGACUCUUAAAGUCCAGGCUGUUGACGCAUCAACAAAAUUGCUGAUACCGCUCAUAGUCGGGUCUGUCUUGAUAUUGGUGGGUCUCCUGAUCGCAGUCUUCUGCGUUAUAUGGAUCCACCGUCGAGUGUGCACGACCAGACAGACGCUAUAUGUACGGAAGACAGUCCGGGAUGACCACACCCGAGGAAGACGUCACGUUGCUGUCUGUGUGAUUACACCAGGAGGAGACGGAAUGAAAUCCUUACCAUUACUGGCGUUGAGUCUGUACUUCAUGCAUCUCACUGAUGCAAAACGAGGCUGUCCCCGUGGUAGCUUUGGAUGGAAGUGUAAGUUUCGCUGCCACUGCCGUCGCGGGUCAUGUGACGAAAAGAAUGGAUGGUGCGAGUCGGGAUGCCAAGGAGGGAAAUAUGGAUUUGGUUGUCAGCUCGACAACCAUUGCAUGUAUGACAGCCGUGGCAUCAACUACACCGGCACCAUCGGUCAGAAACAGGGUGGUCGUAUGUGUCUUAAAUGGUCGGAACCCUUUGUCCGUCAACUAGGGUAUACAAACCAAAGUUUCCCUCACGAAGACAACCCGAAAAACUACUGUAGAAAUCCUCGGUAUGGAAAGUACAAAUACGCUUCGAAGCCCUGGUGUUUCAUCUCUGCACAUAAUGGGAAGAAUUACGCUAUGUGCGUCGAUCUUAAACUAUGCAACUGUCCCGAUGGAUUGUUCGGAGAAGGUUGCGGGAAAUACUGUCAUUGUGGUGACGUGUAUGAAGCGUGUGCAGACAGCUUGGGCCACUGCAAGACUGGGUGCUCUUCUGGCUGGACUGGCUUGAACUGUCAGAAGAAAUGUGAGGCGGGUACCUACGGCCGUGGGUGUGUCCAAGUGUGUGGCCACUGUCACCAGGAGACGUGUGACCCUGAGAGUGGGGCGUGUCAGGGUGCCUGCAAGGAGGGCUACUGGGGCUCGGACUGUACACAUGAAUGUGCCCCUGGUGCUACCGGACGUGACUGCAAGGAGCUCUGUGAACGCUGCCCAGACGGACACGAUUACUGUCUCUCUAAGACCGGCACCUGCGUGGAGGGAUGUUCCCACAUGUAUACGGGCAGCGGUUGUUGUUUUCAUAACUGUAGUAAUUGUCACAGUGGAACAUGCGGCAACUGCUCUCAUGUCUGUAACCCUGACAACAAGAAUCACCCGAGUGGCCUAAGCGUAAACCAGAAGUUGUCAAUAGGAUUAUCUGCUGGACUGUCAACCGCUGCUGUCGCGGUUGGGAUUGUUGCUGGACUUAGUUACAAAGCCUGGAAACGACACACUGCCAGUAAAUCCCAGCACGAAUGUAUUGAGAUGGUACCCCAAGGACAUCACAAUGCUGCUUCAGAUUCCUAUUUGUCAUCGCGUGGAAAAAAAUCAAAACAGAAGUCUGCUACAACAAGUCUUCUGAGAAGCGAGCUGUCGAUGAAUCCGAGUGGAAGGCGAGAAACCAAAUUUGUUUCUCGUCUUUUCGCCCACACCAGCUACCAACCCGAUCUCUUCAGCAGCUCCCAGGGUUUGCCACGACAGGACAGUUACAUAGAUAGUAUUAACAUAUUCGGGACAGAGCAGGUCGAAGACAAUGCCGUCACUCCGAGACGACACCUUUUUGGCCAAAGUAGUCGUAAUCAAGGUGGUUCGAAAAAGAAGGGCGGCGUCAGUUUAUCACUCGCGCCGCCAGAUAGCGGCUUUAUUGAAGAAUUGUCAUAGUCAGUCACCUAAGCUGGAGAAAGUGGCCGAGUUGGUAACAUGCGGGUUCUUGACGGGUGAUUAAUACAUUGAUUUGACCUUGACGUGGAAUCUAAUGUCAAAUCACGAGAUGGUAAAUGAAAAUUGAACAUUUAGAAAGCAUGGAUUGUAUUGAUCCAACAUUCAAAUAUGGCGAAUUCUCUCGUUUCAUGGAAAAAAACCCGUUACGAUUAGGGACAAGACCUGAUACCUGACCUGACCUGGUGGUCAGGUUCUUGACUUGGUUGACUGGAUGUUACAAUAGUUAAUCCGAGUUUGACCCUUAACUAAACGAUCUAGACACAAAUGGAUGACGAUAGGUCCGCACAAAACGAUGGAGUGGUCAAAGCAAGCCCUCUGAUUGGUCGACGCUUGUUAAGGAGACAUUUACAGCUGAUGCUGAGAAGCAAUUGAUAGGAAAAAAAAUUCUUUUCCAAGUCAAGCAAGCGAUAAAGUUCAAAUUUCCAGCGAAUUACUAAAGAAUGUGCAGAUUUACAGGCGUCGACCAGUCAGAGGACUUGCUUCGGCCACACCGCCGUUUUGCGCGGGCCUAUCGUCAUCAUUUUGUGUCUAGAUCGUUUAGUUGAGGGUCAAAAUCGGCUUUCAAUCGAUUUGCAGAAAUAACAAUAAAGAACUGGUAGGUGUCAUGAGUGGUGAUCGAUAGACCAAUCAUCCAUGGUUAUGUUCAUGUCAGUUUCAAGAUCAUGUCUACCAGUCUAUGCCCAAUAUGUAACUUUAAAUAAAAUGUUGAAUAAGA
Haliotis rubra (blacklip abalone) is the source of this 3722-nucleotide messenger RNA. RefSeq names its product multiple epidermal growth factor-like domains protein 6. The transcript has 18 exons. The record is from RefSeq and is a predicted model, not a curated record. Lineage: Eukaryota; Metazoa; Mollusca; Gastropoda; Lepetellida; Haliotidae. Bases 461 to 2947 code for a protein of 828 amino acids. Gene Ontology annotation, molecular function: scavenger receptor activity.